AUGAACAACUACGGACGUAAAUCCAACUGGGUACGAGGGAAAUGCAUCGGAAAGGGAUCGUUUGGGGUGGUGAGUAUCGGUGUUGAUGAAUCUGAUGGUGUUGUGUUCGCUGUCAAAUCCGUGGAGAACAGCUCCAUUGAGUUUAUUGGGUGUUUAGAGAACGAGAUUCGGAUUUUGAAAUCGUUGUCGUCACCAUACGUCGUUACGUAUCUCGGAGAUGAUGUGACGUGUGAGUCUUCUUCGGUGUACCGGAACUUACACAUGGAAUACAUGCCCGGCGGUACUGUUACUGACGUGGUGAAGCAUGGUGGUGUGAAUCUUCGGAGUUAUACGCGGUGCAUCACGUCGGCGUUGAGCUACAUUCACGGAAGAGGCAUCGUUCAUUGUGAUGUCAAGGGGAAGAAUGUGUUGAUCGGAAACAUUCCCGGGUAUCGCUAA
Lactuca virosa is the source of this 438-nucleotide messenger RNA. Lineage: Eukaryota; Viridiplantae; Streptophyta; Magnoliopsida; Asterales; Asteraceae. The record is from the annotation of a GenBank genome assembly.